Messenger RNA from Brassica napus (rape), 1494 nucleotides. RefSeq lists its product as uncharacterized. The transcript has 4 exons. Bases 248 to 1486 code for a protein of 412 amino acids. The record is from RefSeq and is a predicted model, not a curated record. NCBI's taxonomy places the organism in Eukaryota, Viridiplantae, Streptophyta, Magnoliopsida, Brassicales, Brassicaceae.
CGAAGAUCCCCCGAAGCUCUCUACCAAGCUCACCAGGGCUCUAUACCGCAAGUUGCAACAGAGUCCCUGUACCUGGGUGGCCUACACCACUUCUCGAAUAAGUGCAGCCAGAUUCCCAGAUACCUACAACGCCUCUUUCCAAGAUCCCAUUCCUGCUGAGAACCUUGAGAUUUCGGCAGGCGAUUCGGUUGUAUCGAUCUCAACUGGUGCUAGUGCUUCGGGAACUGAAAAGUCUCAGCCAGGUGACAUGACUCUGCGACCGUCAUUCCGUUCUAGGGGUAACCCCUCUAAAGCUGCCAGUGCUUCUCGUGGAAGCGACAGGAACCAAGGAGGAUCGUUCCUUAUCUCAAUGAAGGAAGUUUUGGACGACGGAGGAUCCAAACCUGUUGUCGAGACUGCUCCAACUGAGGUUGUAGCUCAGGAUGCUGCUCCUCUCCCUGAGGUCCAGGUGCCGGAGGCUGACUACCAGGCUCCGAAGGGUACCUCUGAGAUCGAGCCGUCGAGACACAAGAGGCCCAGGAUCGAUCAGGGCGGGGCUUCCAUCCGUUCUUCUUCCUCGUCCUCUAGAGGAGGGACUGUUGGGUGGAGCUUUACCCAUUCGAAGCCUGGGUCGAUCCUGGAUGACUCUUGGGGCCUAGCUGCGAUAAUGAGGCACCUGAAGAGCGUGGGAUGUCCCCUUCCAGCGCUCAAGGACCUGACUAACCGAGAUGAGUAUCUCGAUAUUGCCCACUGUAUGGGUCAGUUGGCUGGGGCUGUUAACAGGGCCCAGCUCAGGUUUGAGAAUGCUCUGUGUGCUGCCCCCAAUGCUGGUGAACUUGCUGAGGUUACCGAGAUGGUUAAGGCAGCCAAAACCGAUCUUGACCAAGCCCGGGUUCGAAUUUCUGAACUCGAAGCCGUAGUGACGAGGCUAGGCUCGAAGGCCGAUGCUCAGCAAGGAGAGAUCGAGAGUCAAAAGCUCGAUAUCCAGGUGAAGAGCAGGAGGAUCAAUGAUUUAGAGGCUGCUCGAAAGAUAGCUGAGCAUCAAGUACGUGAGCUCAUUGCCUCAUCCCGGGAUAGCCAUAGCCAGAAGAACAAGGAAGCUGAAGUCAAGCUGGCUGUCAGGGAAGGGAAGAAAGAAGUCGCCGAAGCUUACGGCAAGAUCCUGGUCUGUGUUAAGGAGAAGUUUGCUAGGAAGAAAGAUGAGGUCGACGCAUCGGUGUACGCUCAGGAGCUCCAAGCUAAUGCCGACCUCUUGAAGGAUAUGCUGAACAACAAGAUCCAAAGCGUUGAAGAGGAGUACAACCAAUUGGUGGCCUUAUUACCAGAAGCGACAACUGCGUAUGAGAAGGCUCAAGUCUCUGACUUCUCGGUCAGCAAGCUUCCUCUUCCCCAGAUCUCGGAGAGUUCAGCUCCAGUCGAGGCAGCAAUAGGAGGUGACGGCAAUGUGAUCGAUGAGGGAGUUCCUGCCGGUGCUGGUGAUCCGAUUCAGGAAGAGAAGGAAGAUUGAGAGCUACG